CCUCCCCAUCCGAGGGCAAAUGCAAAUCCCUGCAAUAUCCCACUGGGGCGGACUCACUGCUGCGGGGCUUGCCAGGGAGCCGGCACAUUGCUGAGCGCAAGGAGCAGCCCGCCGGGCUAGCAAACGCCCGGGGACCAGCGUGCGUGGCCAGGCAGAGCCCAGCUCCUCCAGCAGCCCGCUGCUGCCGUGCACUGAGCGCAGGGCUGGUGUGGGAGGGAUAACUCAUCCCAGAGCCAGAGCCAGAGGUGUCGGACGGAAAGAGCUCGCCGCAGAGGCAAACUUCACUGCCAGUGCCGCCUUCCUGGAAUUGCCGGGGACAUCCAGGAGGUGGGAAACCUUUUGAGAGGAGAGCCUUUUUCCCUCAGCAGGAUCAUGACUCGGGGGUUUCGGUACAGCCUCUUUCUGUUGCUGUUCCUCGUGGCAUGCCAGGAGGCGCGGGCUUCCCAGAACUGCCUAAACAAGCAGCAGCUCCUGGCUGCCAUCCGCCAGAUGCAGCAGCUGCUGAAGGGGCAGGAGACGCGCUUCACUGAGGGCAUCCGCAUGAUGAAGAGUCGGCUGACUACACUGCAGAACACAGUGACCAAAGCUGCCCUGGACCCUCCUGCUGUGUCCUGCCCUGCCCUACUAGCUCCUGUGGAUGGACGGAAGUUUGGUACGAAGUAUUUGGUGGACCAUGAAAUCCACUUCACCUGCAACCCAGGCUUUGAACUCCUGGGCUCCAGCACACGGAUAUGCCAGGCAAAUGGCAGCUGGACUGGAGAGGAACCUCAAUGCAAAGGUAUCAGUAAGUGCUCUAGUCACCCAUGUCAGAACGGCGGGACGUGCGUGGAUGGCCAGAACCAGUACGAGUGCCUCUGCCCACAGGACUGGACCGGAGUGAACUGCCAGUAUCAAACGCAGACGGUGCCCCCCACCCGGAGCGUCACCAAUGACCCUGCUUUCAGCCGCAAGCCCCGGUGUGCUAAGACUGACCGGACCCAGCACUGCAGCUGCGAGGCAGGUUUCCACAUGAGCGGCACGGUGGACAACGGCAUGUGCCAGGACAUCGAUGAGUGUGAGGUCUACAAGCUGGAGGGGGCCCCUCGCCUCUGCAUGCACACCUGCAUCAACAUCCCCGGUUCCUAUCGUUGCGCCUGCCCCCAUGGCUACAACCUCCUCAGCGAUGGGAAAAGCUGCGAAGACAUAGAUGAAUGCGCUCUGUCCCAAAAUAACUGCACAAGGGGGACCACAUGCAUCAACACAGGAGGGGGCUUUCAGUGCGUCAGCUCAGAGUGUCCCCAGUCCAGUGGCAACAUCAGCUAUGUGAAAACAUCGCCCUUCCAGUGUGAACGCAAUCCCUGCCCAAUGGACAGCAGAGCCUGCCACCAUGCACCCAAAACCAUCUCUUUCCACUACCUCCCCCUGCCAUCUAACCUGAUAACUCCUACUCCCCUCUUCCGCAUGGCGACCGCCUCUGCUCCCGGCCGGCCAGGGCCGGACAGUCUGCGCUUUGGGAUUGUGGGAGGCAAUAACAGAGGGCACUUCGUGAUGCAACGGUCAGACAGACAGACCGGGGAGCUGAUCCUCGUGCAAAGCCUGAAGGGCCCCCAGACAAUAGAAGUGGAUGUGGACAUGUCCGAGUACCUGGACCGUGCUUUCCAGGCAAAGCACAUGUCCAAAAUCACAGUCUUUGUGUCUCCCUAUGAGUUCUAGAGGAGGCAGGGAGUGGCAGCCAGAAAGCCAGCAGCUCGUGGCUGGUCCUGCCCAUCCACCACCUUCUCCUAGCACUUGUGCAAAUGAAAUGAACUGCCUUCGUCACCUAAUAACCACCUGUGCCCUGGGAGAGCACCAGCAAACAGUGAGAGGCCAUGGCACUGUAAUUGCUCAGAGAAGCACAGCCUUCAAAGCCCAGACCAAAGAGAUGAGGGUACCUGAGGUGACUUCAGCAUUUGGAUGAUCUCACAAGCUUGCUUGUUCUCAUAAUGACAUUCCCUUUUCAGCAUCUUCUGCAACUCACACAGCCAAAAGCCCUAACCCUUGAAGCAGAUGUGUAACAGAGAGGCUUCAGAUGGUAGCUUGAGCAGAAGCCUCUCUGCAGUUAACCAUCUUCUCCUCUAGAUUAAGGUUGUUUUGUCUGAGUCUCCAGGCUGGUUUUACACUCUCAAACAUGGAAAAACAGCAAAUGAAGUGCAAAAGAAAUCAUGUGCUCUCCAAUAACAAGCAGCUGUUCCACCGCAGAAACUUGGCGAACCCUAUGGGUGGGAAUUGCAAUGGGCUAUCUGCUUACUGAGACAAAAGAGAGAGAUGUACUCAUCAGGAGGAAGUAUACCGUGAGGCCUGUGCCAAGUAGGAUUUUAUCUUCUUCCAAGGCUCAGAGAGAUGUCCCAUAGCCUUUGUGCCUCCACAGUGCAGAAAACAGUGGAUGGAAAUUAAAGCCUUUAUUUUCUUUUUAGUACUUCCUUCUGCAAAGUAGUUAAGCUGGUACAGCCAAGAGGAGAAAGGAGAUAGCACAACAGAGCUCAGUCAUAGUGGCUACUACUCUUCAAGCUUGCCCAGGCUUGUUUGUACUGACCACAGCCUAACAAGAGCAUGACUAUGCUCCCCUUUGAAUGAUGAAAAACCUGCAUUAGCCUAUGAGGUGUUCCAGCUGUUUCAACAAAGCAAGGUGGUUCACUUCUCUUAGAGUAGACCAAGACUGGAAAACUACCAGUCUGGACUUACAGCCCGCAGCUAAGAUUUCAGCAUUGCAUAGUGUUCAGGUCUCAGGACACUGGAGAUGGCACCCAGUGAGCUGUAAGACAAUGCUGUCAGUGCAUGUCACUGUAAGACAAUGCUAAAACUAUGGGUUUAGUAUAAAGUAUAUUGCACUUGUAGCCCUCAGUACAUGUAACAAACUCAAGAAGUCAAAAUCCAUUCCAGCCUUUGCUCACAGACUAUUUUCUAAAUAGCAAUUUCAGAGCGAGACCACACGAAAAUCAAGUAGCCAUUUUUCAUUUCACAGAUGGAGGGAAGUAAGUGCUAUCUUCAGCUCUUGAAACAAACUCUGUUCCCAGUUUCUUAUAAAUUCAAGGCAUAACUUUGGGAGUCAGUUAUCCUGAGGAGUCACUGGAGAUGCACAGGGAGGACUUUAUCUGGUAUGCUGUAUAGAAACAGCUGGUGAGAAGUUGCACUUUUCAACUCUUCUUUCAUUAUGAUAGUCCAUGAUCUUAUCCCUAUGAUAAUAUAUCUUGUGUUGCACCUAGCUGGUUCUCAGUAUCCUCUUCAGGAAGAGGACACCAGUGUCAGGCAAAGAAGGGAGAAGUCCAAAGAAGACACACUGGACUUAAGCAGUUGGUAUCACAUGUGAGAAACUGGAACUGGAAAAAGUAGUAAUUGGUGCAAGGAUUGUGAGGACCUAGGGGGGCAGAGCAGCAAGUAGUGCAGAGAAAGAUCAGUUCCUAGGUAGUGACCUCCCAGCCCCUUCAGCCUCUUCAGCUUGGAAAUGUGGGACCAAGUCUUGGCCAAUCUUUGGAGCAUUGUGAGUGUGCCACAAGAAGAGCAAAUGUUACUUGACUGAAGAAUUGUUACACUCUAGAAAUUGCAUACAACUGCACAAAAUCUGCAUGUCCACUCACCCCACCUUACUUUUAACAAGCAGAUUUGGUAUGCCUUCAACCAGCAAAGUGGCCAAGUAUGCUGGGACCAAUAAGCAUCGAAUCAAUGUCAGUAUCUCCUCUGCGCAAUGGAGAGCUUUUUGUCUCAGUGCUUUUGGAAGUGGUUGACCCAAGCACUGUUUUCACCCUGAAGUACAGGCUAGUGGAUAGCACAGUGCUCUGGUCCCCUUCAAGUGUUUUAAACAGCUCCUGCCCCAUGAAGUAGUCAGCCACAAUGCCAAGUGCUGCAGAAUGGCUCAAUCUUCUCCUGCAUUUCCUUUGCAUGAUGAUGGGCUAAGAUCUGUGCUACAGCACGUUCCCAUGUUUCAGCUGAUGGGCAGCAACUCCUUAAACCUCUUGAACAUGGUCAUGCGCAUUCAUCUACCCAAGACCACAGGGAAGGCCUCUGUAAGUUUGUAUGAACGUGUCAUGCAGCAGGCAGAGGGAAACUAUUUCAGCUGCAUUUGGUACUUGCAUUGAGGGAACUCAAGGUGUGAACAUUCCAUUUUUAAUAAACCACUGCCUCCACUGUCAGUUAUGUUUAGGCAGCUCUAGGAAGCACUAGCUCAGAUUCAGCAGUUCAGCUUCUGUUCUUUGCAUAUGCAGACAUAACAACACAUGCACAUGGGGAGGCACCUCUGACUUAUCACCCCUUUCAUCCUUAGGUACCUGUUCCUCAAGUGCAGAGCUUGUGCAUUUUAACCACAAAAACACAAUGUUAUGCAUGUUUCUUUACUAUAAUGGUUUUAAUACAAUUAAAUCAUGAUAUAGCCUUUCAGCAGGUGCAGAAUGGAAUAAAGUACU
This is a messenger RNA of Rhea pennata, 4415 nucleotides long. RefSeq names its product fibulin 7 (gene FBLN7). The coding region runs from base 373 to 1692 and encodes 439 amino acids. Gene Ontology annotation, molecular function: calcium ion binding. The transcript is spliced from 8 exons. The record is from RefSeq and is a predicted model, not a curated record. NCBI's taxonomy places the organism in Eukaryota, Metazoa, Chordata, Aves, Rheiformes, Rheidae.